Molecule: messenger RNA, 477 nt
Organism: Cucumis sativus (cucumber)
Lineage: Eukaryota; Viridiplantae; Streptophyta; Magnoliopsida; Cucurbitales; Cucurbitaceae
Product: cysteine proteinase inhibitor 1-like
Exons: 1
Coding region: 4-315 (103 amino acids)
Molecular function (GO): cysteine-type endopeptidase inhibitor activity
Source: RefSeq, a predicted model, not a curated record
AAAAUGUCUCCUGAACCAAUUGUUGGAGAUUAUCGACCAUGUGAGAAUUCAGAUGGUGAACAUGCGAAAGAAGUAGCACAAUGGGCAGUAACAGAAUACAACAUAAAACACCGCCAUGAACGUCCUUACUUGUACCUUCUUAGUGUAUUGAAGUGCGAGUCGCAAGUGGUGGCUGGAACCAAUUGGCGUCUGGGGUUGAAGUGUAAGGAUGAAAAUAAUAUUGAGGUAAACUGUGAGGCUGUUGUGUGGGAGAAGAGAUGGGAGAAUUUCUUGGAGCUCACAUCCUUCGUAGUAUUCUACCCAUCUUCUGGCUGACAAGGGAUAUCCCUUGUAACUCCCACCUAAAGUUAUUGCUUUUAUGCAUAUGUAUGUUAUGUACUCCCCUCCUUUACUAUCAAUAUAUAUAGAUCUAUAAAUAAUGGGAUUAUAAAAUAAAUUAAUUAAUCCUAUCAAUAUAUAUGUAUGUUAUGUAUUUUC